Fusarium keratoplasticum is the source of this 1635-nucleotide messenger RNA. Its product is annotated as Aspartokinase. NCBI's taxonomy places the organism in Eukaryota, Fungi, Ascomycota, Sordariomycetes, Hypocreales, Nectriaceae. The transcript is spliced from 4 exons. The record is from RefSeq and is a predicted model, not a curated record. Gene Ontology annotation, molecular function: aspartate kinase activity. Gene Ontology annotation, biological process: amino acid biosynthetic process. Bases 1 to 1635 code for a protein of 544 amino acids.
AUGGAGACCCCAGACACUGGAAAGCACUGGCUGGUGCAAAAGUACGGAGGAACCAGCUUGGGCAAGCUUCUUGAUUCUAUCACCAAUCAUAUCAUCCCCUCUUACUACCACGACUAUAACCUUGCUAUUGUCUGCUCCGCUAUCUCUGGCUCUUCCAAAGCAAGCGGUACCACGAGUCUGUUGAUCCAGUGCAUCUCACAUGCUGAGGCUGGGCCUGCUGCUUGCGGUCAGUUGCACGAAUGCGUCGAUGUCAUUCUCCAAAAUCACACCGAUAUUCUUCAAACCCUUUCCAAAAGCCCAGACUGUGUUGAUUCAGCCGCUGGUACCUACCAAUCCGCCCUGGCCACUGUCCAAGAGCUGUGCGAGGACCUACGCACGUUUCUCCUCGCAGCACAGACGGUUAGGGACUUGUCACCCCAGACACGAGACCGCAUCAUUGCCCUGGGAGAGAAGCUGGCAUGCAUCGUUCUGGCUGCUGCACUCACCGGAAGAGGCAUACCUGCCGAGGCUGUGAUGCUGGAUAACGUCGUGGAGGCUGUGUUCGGGAGAAGCCUGUUGGAUCAAAAGUCAGCCCUCAACGACCUCGGUGGUGACUUUUACCGCGCCCUUUCCGGCGAGAUUGCAAAAAGAAUCCACGCAUGCGGCACCAAGAUACCCGUUUUAAGCGGCUUCUUCGGCAUCAUGCCUGAGUCUCUUCUCAAAGCAGUGGGCAGAGGCUACUCGGAUCUUUGCGCCGCCAUGUGCGCUGUCGGCGUAAACGCGGUCGAGCUACAGAUUUGGAAAGAGGUGGAUGGAAUCUUCACAGCAGAUCCUCGCAAGGUAUCUUCUGCGAGACUGCUCUCGACUGUCACCCCGGACGAGGCCACCGAAUUGACGUACUACGGCAGUGAGGUCAUCCACCCGCUCACGAUGGACCAGAUACGGCAUGCCAGCAUCCCCCUGAGACUCAAGAACGUGUUCAAUCCCUCAGGCUCGGGAACUGUCAUCUAUCCUUCGCAAGCACUCUCGCCGAUUCUUGCACCAGUGACCCCCCCUCCAUCGGACAGCGAAGCCGGCAGCAGUGUCUCUUGUCCCACCGCGAGCUUCAUGCUCCAGAAUGGAUAUCAUGGAGCACAGCAAGUACGCCGCCGACCCACUGCUGUCACUGUCAAGGAUUCAAUAAUUCUGGUCAACAUUGCUUGCAAUAGGAACACCAAGUCCUAUGGGUUGUUGUCUGGAGUAUUUGGGCGACUUGAGGAGUUGGGGGUCAAUGUCGACCUUGUCUCGACGAGUGAGAGGAAUGUGAGCGUGGCGUUUCAGGCGACUGAUGAGAAUGAAAGCAUCUCUCAUCGACUAAGAACAGAGUUGGAGAAAUGUGGCAAUGUCGUCGUCACAAAAGGUAUGGCCAUUGUUUCUGUCAUCGGGCACAAGAUGAGAAAUAAAGUCGGCGUUGCCAGCGAGAUCUUGUCAACGCUGGCUGCCGCAAAGAUCAACAUCUAUCUGGUCAGCCAGGGCGCAAGCGAGAUCAACGUGUCAUUGGUGGUACGGUCUGAUGAUGCCAAUCUUGCACUAAACACCAUACAUGAUCAAGUGUUAAAGAUCCCGUCACAUCAAGAGCAAGAGCAUGACUUUAUCAAAGGCCCUUGGCUUUACUGA